AGAAUAAUAAUAUUAUCCGAAAAAAGUUGAGAAUAAUAAUCUUUUUGAACCCUUCAAAAAAAAGGUUGAAUGUAGUAAUUAUAUAUAUUGAUGUGCUUUUAUCAGGUAAUUCAUCGAUGACAAUGGAAGAUAUGCCAGAGCCUCUCGUCAAUCCUAAUUUUGAUGUGCUCUUAUCAGGUAGUUCACCGGCCACAAUGGAAGAGAUGCGAGAGCCUCCUGUCAAUCCUAAUUUUGAUGAUGAUGAAGAAGAUCAAACAUUAGAUCCUAAUGACUAUUUUAAUGAUGAUGACGAAGAUCAAACAUACGAUCCUAAUGAUGAUGAAGAAGAAGAUGAAACAUCCGAUCAUGAUAAUGAUGAUGAAGAAGAUGAACGCAAGAUCAAGAAUUUCAUGAAAGAUUUGCCGAGUAGAGUGUCUUUCCGGCGCCCGAAGUCGGAAUUCCAGCUGUGGGCACUUUGGAGUAAGCCGACUACUCUCUCUCCUUGCAGUGGUGGUAGUAUUACGGAUUCGGCAACUCACACCCCCACCACAAAUCAACCCAUCAUUACAGACAUCAUCAAUUCUGCCCUUCUACACUUCCAUCCAAGUUGUUAUGAUGAUGUUGGACUUCUUAUACAGUUUUGGGCACCCAUCACAACAGAAACAGGAUGUGUCCAGCUUGUUACUUCAGACCAACCUUUUGCUCUUUCUUAUGAUCUUGAUGAAGGACUUCUUAAUUAUAGGAAGCAGUCUUUGCAAUACAAAUUUAAUGUGGAUGGGGAUGGGGAAGAAGUAGAAGGCCUUGGAAUCCCUGGCCGUGUUUUCCGCCAAAAAUGGCACGAGUAUCUACCAGAUGUGCGACAUUACUCUACCAAAGAGUACCCACAGCGUGAUUUUGCUCUAGCUUGCCAUAUUUCGAAAUCUUUUUGUUUUCCGUUGUUUCAAACCUCUUUCCAGGAAUGCGUUGGAGUUCUUGAGUUUGCUACAACUACCAAUUCCGUUUUAUACUGGACGUGUAAAUCGUUUAUCCAGCUUGCGGGUCUGAAAACUUCUUCGUGUGAUGGAUAUGAUUGUAUUAGUAAGGGUUUAGAUACAUGGGAUGAAAUCGAAGAAGGGUUGGAAGUGGUGUGCAAAACUCACGACUUACCUUUGGCUAAGACAUGGAUUCCGUGCGGGCAUUUCAAUGGCAAUUUGGAUAAUAGCUAUGAUACGUUUGAUGUAAGCUGUAUGGGACCAGCCUUUCACUAUGUAUGUGACGCAUCUUGUAUUCUAGAUGGUGAGCUGAAUGAUUUCUUUGAUGACUGGAAUGAUUUUCAAAGGGGGCAUGGAGUUGUUGGGAGUGCAUAUCAGUCACAUAAACUAUGUUUUUGCAGAGAUAUAACUCAAUUCAGCAUAACUGAAUACCCCUCCCUGCCCCUUCCACGUGCUUUUGGCUUAACAGGUUGUUUCGCAAUUUGUUUGCAAAGUACUUUUUCCGACAAUUAUGAUUACAUCAUAAUAGAGUUUUUUUUGAAUCCUAAAAACACAUAUGGUGAAGACCCAACUACCUUCUUGUGCCCAAUAUUAGAAACAAUGAAACAACAUUUCCCAAACUUUAAGCUUGCUUCUGGAGUCCUACAAAAUGGACAAGAGAUGAUGCAGCCACAUUCAUCAAAUCAACAGAUAAUACUUGAACUUGAUAUUGACAACCAAUGGAAUCUUGUUGAUGCGGAGCAAAAUAAUGUUCCUGUUACUCGUUCAGAUGAUGCACGCAUGAAUCAGGAACCUGUUUCGGAUGAGGGUCGCAUGAAUCAGGAAGUUGCUACUUUUCAAUGCCAAAGUACGACUUCUCCACUUGGGCUUGGAGUCUUACAUGAUGGACAAGAGACGUUGCAGCCGCAGUCAUUAAUUCAGCAACCAACAGAUGAAGUUGAAGUUGAUAUCAACAGUGGAAGGAAUGUUGAUGCAGAGCAAAAUAACACUCCUGGUUCUUCUUCAAAUGGUGAACAUCCAACAUUCAGUCACGAGGAACUCAAAAAAUAUUUCGAAAUGCCACGUAAAGUUGUUGCACAGAAGUUUAAAAUGAGCGAAUCUACAUUUAAGCGUAGAUUGAGAGAUAUUGGAAUCAAGCGCUGGGAAAAUGGUAGGGGGAAAAAAAAGUUUAAAAGCUCUACUUCUAGACAAAACCCUACAUGUUCUGAUGCUCACAUGACUCAACUUAUAAGACCACCACCAGAAGCAAAGACGAUGACUAUAAAGGCAACCUAUGGAGAUGAUAUGAUAAAGUUUGACUUAUCCUUUUCAUCAAGAAUAGUGGAGUUGAAUCAGGAAGUGUCCGAGAGGUUGAAAUUAAAUGUUGGAACGUAUAAGAUCAAAUAUUUAGAUGAUGCUGACGAUCAGAUUUUAAUAACCGGUGACAAAGACUUGCAGUAUUGUAUGACUGCUUUCAAUUCAUUGGGCAUGAAUACAAUCAAAAUGUUCAUUGAGCCCAUUACCAAUAUAUCUCCUUCAACCUGACUACUAAUGAAUAUAUGUUCCUAACUAUGUGUUGAUACCAAGUAAUUAAAUUUUUAUUCAGUAUGUAUUUAUGUAAUUUUUUUCUUUUCACCAAGGAAUAUAUAUCAGUAGUUUCUAUUGUCCUAA
Molecule: messenger RNA, 2600 nt
Organism: Cornus florida
Lineage: Eukaryota; Viridiplantae; Streptophyta; Magnoliopsida; Cornales; Cornaceae
Product: protein NLP7-like
Exons: 5
Coding region: 117-2474 (785 amino acids)
Molecular function (GO): protein binding; DNA-binding transcription factor activity
Source: RefSeq, a predicted model, not a curated record